This is a messenger RNA of Blastomyces gilchristii SLH14081, 2418 nucleotides long. Its product is annotated as 40S ribosomal protein S13. Gene Ontology annotation, cellular component: ribosome; cytosolic small ribosomal subunit; nucleolus. NCBI's taxonomy places the organism in Eukaryota, Fungi, Ascomycota, Eurotiomycetes, Onygenales, Ajellomycetaceae. Gene Ontology annotation, molecular function: small ribosomal subunit rRNA binding; structural constituent of ribosome. Gene Ontology annotation, biological process: translation. The record is from RefSeq and is a predicted model, not a curated record. The coding region runs from base 130 to 585 and encodes 151 amino acids. The transcript is spliced from 4 exons.
CCGGACGAACUUUUUUGUGGGCUGGCGGCUUUUUCAUACAGAACUCCGUCAAACCACCACAUCCUCGCGUUGACAAAAGAUAAAAGGAACGUUUCCUUCGACCAACGACCAACCCACAACAACUUCAAAAUGGGCCGCCUCCACAGUAAAGGAAAGGGUAUCUCCGCCUCCGCAAUCCCUUAUUCGCGCAACCCUCCCUCAUGGCUCAAGACCACUCCCGACCAGGUCGUUGACCAGAUGUGCAAGCUGGCAAAGAAGGGUAUCACCCCCUCUCAGAUCGGUGUUAUCCUGAGAGAUAGCCAUGGAAUUGCGCAGGUCAAGGUUGUUACUGGUAACAAGAUCCUCCGGAUCCUCAAGGCGAACGGCCUCGCCCCCGAAAUCCCUGAGGACCUCUACAUGUUGAUUAAGAAGGCCGUCGCCGUCCGCAAGCAUCUUGAGCGCAACCGCAAGGACAAGGACAGCAAGUUCCGCCUCAUUCUCAUCGAGUCGCGUAUCCACCGCUUGUCCCGCUACUACAAGUCUGUCGGUGUCCUCCCACCCACCUGGAGAUACGAGAGUGCCACCGCCAGCACUCUCGUCUCAUAAGCGAAAAAAAAAGAGAUCCAAAAAACUACGAGAUGUAAAAUAUUUGGUCAUGAUAUUCGAGAGAAAAUGUCAGGUUCAACGGAAUUAGAUACCUAGGUCGGAUCUUGACAGGCGACGGAAUGGGUUCGUUUGACUAUGUUCGGUAAUUACGAGAAAACAUUUAGAUGAAGUGACGUUUCCUGCCUUAAAUGGACAGGAGCCUCAAUAUUCGCAGAUGUUUUUCUUUCUACGUUCAGCCUUCGUGUAGCUGCACAAGUGUGUAUAUACUAUUCAUGUGCAUGAACCUUUUAACAAGCACACUCGAAAUUCAUUGAUACAAGUAUUUCUCAUAUUUUUAUACCAUCCGACUUUGUGUGUUGCGUAUUCACCAGUUAAGCCGGAUUUCGAGUCGUGAGUAAGCAAGUACUCGAAGAACUAGACGUACUAUCUCAGACAUACUGGAAUAGUUUCAAGUCAAUCCUUGGAAAUUCUAUCACCAGAACAAAAAUUAUCAAUAAUGGCGCGUAGAAGAAGCGAGAAAAUCACAGGAACAGCAAACCAGAUGUGGGAAGAGAUCAAGAAGGAUAUGUGCAAACUAUAUCCGAACAGUCUAUAUACGGGUAUAUUUAUGAAGAAAUGCAGCAUCACGAUGUCAUCCAACACUAAACAACAACUCUAACAAAAUUUAAAUCACGGGAGUUUCAACCCUAACCUCCCUCGCAACAGCAUUGCACAGCUCAACCCUCACUCCAGCACCAGUAAGCACAUGAAUCCACAACCGCUGGGUAUCACUUAGCCGAUCAUUCUCAGACUUCACCUCCACAAACAUAACCUCCUUCCUCUCUACGCUCCAAAGGAAUAAAUCUGGAAUGCCUCCGCCCCGUUGCUGAUAUUCCUGCGCCAUGACUUUGCACACAGUAGCUAGGGCCUCACCACGGAAACACUGUGCAAUCUCAACUAGGUCGGAGAGGUUGAACGACCAGUCGAUGCCGAUGGCGCAUGUUUCUUUCUCCGCUUCGCGGUCAUGCACUUCACGGAUAAGCUUUUCAGCAUCACCGUUGGCUAUCUGGGCAAGCCUGUGAUUUAUUUCUGAAGCGCGGGUCGGAUAGAAAGAGUCUGUGUGUAGGUCUAAGGGGCAGGUCUGGAAAGGUGUUUGGAAGACGUUGGGGACGUAUGUGAAGAGCACAUCAUAGAAGAGAUACCCGAACUAUAGGCGGGGGGAAGUGGUUAGUAAUCACGGGAAAUCUGACUGAGGUUCAUAUUAUAUCGUAUUUAACUUACCAGUGUUCGAACGAUGCCACUCUCGCAGUGGAAACCCUUCCAUCCGUUGUCUCUAUACCAGCUUAGGCACAUGCUUUCGACUCUACACUCGCCUCCACCUUCUCGUUCAUCCACCCAAACCGUAGGUCUACCUCUUCGAGAUAUGGAACUUAUAUUGUUCUUAGAACCAGGUUUGAUUGGGAUAUCCUUUUCAAUCCGAAUCCCUUCCACGAUACGUUCUUCUGGUUUAACCAACAUCACAUGUCCAAAAUCGUGUUGCUCGCGCUUUGUGACCUUUAGCGACUUCUCCAACUUUGUAAUUCGUUUUUGUAAAUCAUAGUGGUAUAUCAAAUGACAGUCGGGAUCUUCAAGGCCUCCUUCGCAUGUACGGAGAGCUUUUCGUUUCCACUCCCGUCUCUGCAUCUCUUCUGAGCGGUUCUCAGAAGGGGUCAAAGACCACAUAUAAUGUUCUUCAAGCAGAGCUUUGCGCUGGUACCACGCUCCUCGACGAGAAGAGUGGAACAAACGCUGGUCAAGAAGUUCUGUGAGUAACUCAUGCUCUCGUUUAUAUUCCUUGAAACGGCCCAAGGCAUA